AGGUUAAACUUUGUUUUCAUUCUGUGGAUCUCAAUGACAUUUGUGUGCUUGGGUUACCCCGUUGUCCCUUCCAUGAGCAGCAAUCCUUUUUAUUUGAACUGCCAGCUGUAUGGAAAAUCUGAUUACUGCCUCGUCCUGUUGAAUAACUGCUUAGCCAAGGUGGGCAGGAACGAAGAACUGGCUUUUUUAAAGCCUUACCUGGAGAUGCCUUUCAAGAAAAGGUCCUUCCGCAACGGCGUUGGAUCGGGAAUUAAAAAAACUUCCUUUCGAAGAGCAAAGUCAUAA
This is a messenger RNA of Egretta garzetta (little egret), 285 nucleotides long. RefSeq names its product neuropeptide S (gene NPS). The record is from RefSeq and is a predicted model, not a curated record. The coding region runs from base 34 to 285 and encodes 83 amino acids. Gene Ontology annotation, biological process: positive regulation of action potential; positive regulation of synaptic transmission, GABAergic; positive regulation of synaptic transmission, glutamatergic. The transcript is spliced from 2 exons. Gene Ontology annotation, cellular component: extracellular region. Lineage: Eukaryota; Metazoa; Chordata; Aves; Pelecaniformes; Ardeidae.